This is a messenger RNA of Xyrichtys novacula (pearly razorfish), 6082 nucleotides long. NCBI's taxonomy places the organism in Eukaryota, Metazoa, Chordata, Actinopteri, Labriformes, Labridae. The record is from the annotation of a GenBank genome assembly.
AGCUGGGGUAGGUGGGGUCACAAAGAGCCAAGAUGGCUGACUUUGAGGAGCCGCUGUCAGAUGAGGAGAAGGUGCGAAGCCUUGAAUUAUUUGCUUUAGGCUGCUCUUUCUUACCUGCGAUCAAUUACUGAUAUUAAAAUCGUACUAGAGUUAACGAUUAAGCUUUGGAAAUGCAAUCUUUUGUAACGUUCAGCAAUAAUUAACUUCUGUUUGUAAGCUACCACUAGCCAACUAGUCCAUGCUAGUUAAAGCCUUGGUGGCUAGCGGCGAAAUUAAAUAAAGGGGUUAGACACUUGGUGCUUAUGCUUCAACGGCUUAGAUAUUGACUUAAAUUAAAAGGGAAUUUGAAAUGCCAUCCACCGAAGAAGUCACGUAGUUUUGUUCUUAAAAGCUUGUUAUAAUUGCAGUGCAGGAGUAAGCUAACAUUAGCAGCUAACGUUACUUUGGAUUUGUGGGUCAAACAGAUUCUGUUGCAGCUGAAAUAUUUGCCAGCCUCACAUGAGAUCAGGAGAUAGGGUGUCUAAAAUUUAGAUGCAGCCCGUUAGUGACACCAUUGGCAGUGGAUACUGGUGGCAGCUGGACAUGGGACCAGCAAAGUUAAAUUACUCUGAAUGACAGGCUGCAGCGUCUCUGUCACAGGCGAGAAUCACGUUUACCAUGCAAGCUGCAGCACAGUUAUCCGAUGGUUGCAUGGUUUUACACAGACCUGACACAUGCAUUUGCACCUUGUUACUCUAGUGUUUGAAGUUGCAGUUAAAAUAAUAUUAGUUUUAACGUUAUUUCGACGGUUUCUGAUUGCCUAUUGGGUGUAAAGAGUUGGUCCUCCACUGUUCUCCUUGUAAUAAAAGCUCAUUGAUUGAUUGAGUCUUUGAAAAUGAUCAAUCUAAAAGACAUGCAUGCUGAAAUAUAUGUAUUGUUAAUACAUAAUACCUCUUUCUAUCAUGUUUCUGUUGAAGAGUAAGUAUUUUUACAUUCGUUGACAUUGCAAUAUCAAAUUUCCCAGUGUGUUUGGCGUAGUAGUAUUUCAUUUUGUAUUGAUAAACAGACAUGUACCCAAUUUCACUAAUACUGAAUUGACCUUUUGCAUUUAUUUUCUUUGUUAAGGUUCGCAUUGCGGCCAACUUUGUGACUCAUGCCCCCCCUGGAGAGUUUAAUGAGGUCUUUAAUGGUAAGAAGUACAGGCAACUAAUCAUGACAUGAUCCGUGUGAUAGUAAUACUGUAUCCUAGGACUGGGCGGUUUGGUAAAAAAAAAAAAAAAGAUCAGGAUAUAUUUUGUCAUAUCCUCCGCUUUCGAUUAUUAUCAUGAUUUUUUUUUUAAACUGCCAGUUUUAAAGCAUCUGUACUAAAAAUUCAAGAAACUAGAGAUUAGUUCAACAUUUUAUCAACAUACAAAGUAAAUAACAAAUAAUAACUUAGAACACUAAGAAAAAUUUAAAAACAUUUUAACUCAACAGUACAACAAAUGUAGAUAAAUACUUAAUAAUACAGUGAAUUAGUUUACAGUUCUGAGUGUUUUUGCAGGUGUGCAAUACCCAAAAUAAACAAAUCGCCCCCUCAGAGAUAAUGAAGACACCUUAAAAUGGAAACAUAGAUUAUGCGAUUGGUUGCUGCUUUAGUCUGGAGGCUGCACCGCUAGUUGUGGCUAAACUGCAAAUGCUACUUGUGCCGUCAGCAGUGACAGGCUAUGCAGACUCUGCUCCCAUUUUCAUGCUUUCCUCAUAAUCACUCAGGAAGAAGUUCUUUAAAGGAUUAAACAGAUCUGUCGUGUUGCCGGUUUUUAAGGCACCGACCGCCGACAUACCCUACACAUCGGCUUAAUUACUCAAUGUCACUUUGGAGAUACCUGAACCACUGCCACACAACCGAUGUUGAGUAACUUCUCUUCUCAACAAAAACAUCUUCGGAGGAUGACUCAAAGUCACGGCUGACGUCUAUUUUGCUGCCCUCAGCGCCGCGUUUAGCUCCAAGUUCGGUCAUUCUGUUUAUGUCUCCGGCAACUUACAUAAUUGAGCAGGAAAAGCUCGACUCUGUUUAGCUGUUGUGACGCACAUUUCCUCAUAUGAUCGAACUGAAAUUUAUCACGAUCAUCAAUCACGAUCAUAUCAUCGCCCAGUCCUACUGUCUCCUAUAUUGUCUCUUACAGUUACCAUAACCAUAAAACCCUCAUGUUUUUGUUUGUGUGUGUCUUUUCAGAUGUGCGGCUUCUUCUCAACAAUGACAACCUCCUUAGAGAGGGGGCGUCCCAGUAAGUACAAGGACAAGAUUUGACUGCCCUUAAUUUCCGAAGUUCAACAUUUGUAUUCAACAUUUAUUUGUAAAUUGUGGUUUAUUUUAUACACAUAAUGAAAAUGAAGUAAACUGAACUCUGGUUUUGCAUAUCUGGUGUCAUAUUAUAAGUGCUUACUAACCUAUUUCAAUCAUGCAGCUCCUUUGCCCAGUACAACAUGGAUCAGUUUACUCCUGCUAAAUUAGAGGGCUAUGAAGAACCGGUAUGAUUCACCCUGAUGUCCUUGCUUCUUUUUCUUGAUGGGGUAGGUGUUGAAGCCAGAUUUUUUUCAAUUUUUUCCUCUGUUCGUUGUAGGUCCUGAUCACAGAGCAUGGUGACCUAGGCCAGGGACGUUUCCUUGACCCCCGCAAUUGCUUGUCCUUUCGGUUCGACCACCUAAGAAAAGAAGUGAGCGAUGUGCAGCCGUAUGACGGAGAGAUGGCCCUGAGAAGCUGGAGAGAUGCCUGUGAUACUUUCCUUACUGCCUAUGUCAAAGAACACUACCCCUCUGGAGUCUGCACUGUAAGGCAAAUGAAAGAAAUUGUGACUGUUUUGAAUAAUGUACCUGCAUCCAUCUUUACCUGUACCAUCUGAAUACUGCAGGUAUAUGGAAAAAUGGUGGAUGGUCAGCAAACAAUCAUAGCCUGCAUUGAAGGACAUCAGUUUCAACCCAAAAACUUCUGGUACAGUGAAUACUCUUCCAACUGAUUUUUUAAACAUAUCUGAUACAGCUAUAUUUUUUAGUUUUAACAUAAACACAAUUUUCUUAUAAUUUAUAUCGUUUUUAAAUGUUUUAAUCUGGCUGUAAUAAAGGGAUACUCUUUGUCUCUCGCACAGGAACGGGCGCUGUAGGUCAGAGUGGAAGCUUACCAUCGGUCAAUCCACAGCUCAGGUUGUAGGAGUCUUGAAAAUCCAGGUAAAAUUAACUCACCACGUACAGCUGCAUGUAUGAUAUAUCAAAAAGAAUUAUAAUUAUUAUUUUUAAUUGUCAGCCUUACAGUGAAGUUUAUCUGUUUUCAGGUACACUAUUAUGAAGACGGGAAUGUGCAGCUGGUUAGCCACAAGGAGGUUGAAGAAUCGAUACCAGUGACUGUAAGUCAUGAGCAGUCAUGUCUACCUAAUGUUGCUGUCAUAGCUCUGUCAGCUCAAGAGAUGUUUAUUACUGUUAUUUGGACAAAGCUCAUGGCUAUUUAUGUUUUGCUGAAACAGAAUGAAAACCAGACAGCCAAGGAAUUUGUUGACAUCAUUGAGAAUGCAGAAAAUGACUACCAGGUAAGCUAUCUGGCAGUGUUGUUUUCGAUGACUAUGAUGUUGACGAAAACAACACUGAAGAAUAUAUUUUUAGCGUUUGACUGAUGAAAUGCUCAUGAAUUUUGCAACUGUGUUCGUCGUCCACCACUAACGUUUUCAUCCAGUCUCGUCUCGUCAACGUGAACGCACAUUCGUCUCGUCACAUUUUAGUCAUCUAAGACUUAUGUUUAGCUCGUCAACGCCACGUCUUCUUCUUGGAAAACGAAAACAACACUGCUACCUAGUAGUUAGCACACACGUUUGUAUGAGAGCAGCCAGACUUGUACACAUUUAGUUGAAAACGAGUAGUUGAAGCACUGGGGAUGUGGCAAAGCUUGAUGAAAGAAAAGACCUGUUGUUUUGAGUUAGUGGCAGAGAGAGUAAACUUUGUACAACUGUUGAGUCCCUCCCUGCAGGUGGAGGAUUCCUCCGAUGAAUCCAGUUAUAUUACAUUCUUCAUUCAGUCACUUAUAAAGGCAAUCAAUGGUGAUCCUAGUCAUGUCUCAUUUAUAUUUCUCAUUUGCAUGACCUUAAGUGAGCUCUACACUACUAUACUAAAGACGCUCGCUUAAGAAACUGAAUUUGAUGAGUUGAGCAGAGCUGGAUUUACAAAACUAUGUCUUUUUUUAUGGUUAUCUACAGCUGUGUGAUAAAAGUCCUAAUGAAUAAAAAAAUGCUCUUAAACAUCUAGAGAAAAACAGACCCGCCUGAUUACAUAUAAAACCAUCCAUAGGCUUUACUGGACUCCUUGUAAAAUGGCGAGACUAAAGUUGUGUGAAUCUGACUUGUGCUGAGGUGUGAGAAGAGUAGGGGAACACUUUUACACAUCUUAUAUGAAUGUGAAAAGACACAAAACCUAUGGGUAAAUAUAAUAUUAUGUAUUAAUAAAGCAUUCGGUAUAGAACUAGCUUGGUGCCCCGCCCUGUGUAUUCACUCCCACAAACUCUUUCAUGAAUGGUUGGAAGAAAUGAAUUUAAAAAAUGCUCUUAUUAUGUUUCCUGUCACUCUUUGUCCUCAGACCGCAAUCAGCGAGAACUACCAGACCAUGUCUGACACCACCUUCAAGGCCCUGCGUCGCCAGCUGCCUGUCACACGCACUAAGAUUGACUGGAAUAAGAUUCUAAGCUACAAAAUUGGCAAGGAGAUGCAGAACGCCUAGAGGAAGGUCAGGGACUGACCAGGGAGACACACACUCCACUGGGCCCACAACCAACUUAUAGAUGUGCAAGGACUAACCAAAGCAAAACUUUAUCAGUAUGGGGCAAGGAAUUAAAAAUAAUGAUAAUAAAAAAAAUAGAAAAAAAACGGUUUAACUGAAGAUUUACAGACUGUUAGGCACUGACAUCCGUCUGCUGAAAGGAAGAUGUGGUUAUGGAGAUAAUCAUGGUUUGAAGAAGGACUUUACUUCUGGAUGUAUGUUGUGAAAGAGUUGUGUUGGGUCAGUGUGCAGGGCUGUGCUCAGGACUGCUACAUUUAAGAAGUUAAUCAUCCUCCCUGGUUGUCUAAUGAACCGCAGACCUCUUAUCACAAGGUUUCAGAAGUAACAAUACUUAUUCUUUUGUUAAUUGUGAGCACGUCACAAUGAAGGUCUUAGCACACAGGAAAAAAGAACAAGGACCGCACAAGGCAGCUGGUUACAGAAAUAAAGCACAUCAUCUCUUAUCAGGGUUUGAUUUAGGACUGGAUAAAAAAAAGGGUUUUGUUUCAAUGUUAUAUAAAAUGUAAUUUGAAAUCUGCUGCAUACUUAACAAAAAAUCGACAGGAAGAUCGAAGCAGUCACCUGACAGCGAGAUGUUGCUGGUAAAAUGAAGAACUUGAAUACUGGUCUUUGACAUUUCAGAGUAGCAGGGUCCUCAGCAUAGCUCUGUUCCUGCACGUUAAAACUUUUAUGUUUGUUGGUGUCUGUCGGAGCUGAGAGAAUGUUUGUUUUCUGUUGUUCUCUGCUGAUGUGUUUGUCUCUACCCAUGCAAGCUAUGAUGACUGAAGUGAAGAUAAAGCGACUUUAACGCUGCUGCAUCUCUAAUGCAUUGUCUGUUCUCUUACUUUGGCGACACCACCUCCAUUGCUGUACAGCUUUUCCUUUGUGAAAGGAAAACAGAAUCAUAUUAACCAAGAUUUAUUUGCCAAAAUCUCUUUCCUAUGGUAAAGAACUCCAUCCUCCCAUCCAUGUAUGCAAAUUUCUAUUUUAAUACGCAGUUUGUUUUUUUUUUGUUCUGAGUCUUAGGAUAUUGCACUCUUCACUGUAAACAACCGUUAGUGUAUUGGUCUAUGCCAAGUGAACGCAAAGCAGUUGCCGUGUAAGGCAACACCAUAUACUGUAUAUGUUACAUAACUUCUGUAAGGCCACAUCAUACUGUAAGUGUUACAAGAAUUGUAAGUAGGCUGACUCUGGAUCAGUUACUUGUUAGCUAAACUACGUGCAGUGUUAAACCCUCACACUAUACUACAACUGUGUGCCGAUCAGUUCUGAAGACUGUACUGCCCCAUUCUGUUGUGCAAAUAAAUGGAUUGAACAUCUUGACAGA